CGUCUUUGAUGCCUUUUCCACCGCGUGUGAAUCAUCUGAGCAUGAGCUAUUUCGCAUAAAUAUCGUUGAGGUUGAUUCUUGUUGAGGUAAGUUGUGCAGGAGAGAAAGAGGGCCCGAGGUGGACCACGUAUAUAUAUUUGUUUGAGGUGGAGAUCAUGCGGGCGGCCCUCACUGUCGUUGCUGGCGCCGCGGGCGUAGCUGGGAUGCCCAGCGGCCCCGUUGCCAAGGUGACUAAGAUGCUGUACGAUAUGCAGAAAGAGCUUGAAGCCGAUAGCAAGGCAGAUGAGGCUAGCUACGCCAAGAUGCAAUGCUGGUGCAAGAAGACGGUGCCGGCAAAGGAGAAAGCCAUCGCGGAGGCUCAAGCGUGUCAAAAAUCAGAAACCGCAAAAAUCGACAGCGCCAAGGGCCGCAUAAGCACCGCGGAGACGAAUAUAGCGGAACUGACGGAGCAGAUCGACACGGAAACGGAAGCUCUGGAAACAAUGACUGACAUGAGGAGAAAAACGCAGACCGCCUUCGAGAAGGCACAGAAUUAAGGCUCUUCUCCAAGAUGGAAUUGGAAAGUUAAUAUUUGUCUUAUCCUAUCUGUUUCUCUUUCUUCAUCGUCGGUCUGAUCCUCUGCACAGAAGUGCGAUAUCUGUGAUCGUGUUGCAGGUGGAGCUACAACAAAUUCAAACAGAAUGUAAAGCAAUAUUUCAAAAUGGAUGAUAUGCAGCAGCACCUAUGAUGGAUGUACUCCUCAGAGAGAGUUUCUAAUCGUAGGAGCUCGUGCAGACAGUGUCCGCCCUCGCGCAAGCGGUUGAAGUGCUGAAGAAGCACAACACAGGAUUCCUGCAAGCCGAAACGAGUGGCAAAGCAGUUCUCUCACGAGCGCAGCGCCUGCUCAAGGAGCGCGUUUCAGUCAUGGGGGCCCAUGUGAACAGCGUCAUCAACCCGAGCCAGCGACAAGCACUCACAAGGUUUUUCAAUUGCAAUUUGUAUGACAUCGAAGACUACUUUACCAGUCUCAGGUCAGUGGGGAACAUCAAUUACGGAGUCGAAAUACAUCAGAAUUAUCACCCUGGCAGAAGCAUGCUAACAACGACAACUUAUAAGAGCGAGAGGAAGACGCCAGAUGAAAUAAGCGCACUAGGAACGAAUAGUGGAAAAGAGCAUGUCUUUCUCUCCGUAAAAUGCACAACAUUUCUCCCAUGUAUGAACUAGACCAUUACUUCUAAUUAGGUGCGCGUCCUCCGUCGUUAUUUGAUGUGUGACAUAAUAGUCACUGAUUUAUCGGAGCGGAGGACUAGGACAAAAGGCGUCUGGUUCUCGGAAGUAAUACAGAAAUCCUGGCAACUGUCGUGACAUAAGUCUUUGCUGUUGUUUCGCAGACGUGCAUAUUUUUAGCUAGUUAUGGCAGUACAGAGACAGCGGGUUUUCGCAUCCGUCUGCUUAUGAAUAAUGUAGGAAGAAUCAACUUCUUCUUCUUGUUUACACGUGUCUUCACUGUCACGAUCGAUGCGUAACCCUAUGAUCUAAAUUUUCUAAAUAUCUAUGAAGAUGUCUUGUGUUGGUUCGUAGCUUCUUGUUCGUAGGUCUCAAGUGCAUGGUUAGUAUGGAGAUUCGCAUAAGUACUAUGAAAAUUCGCCGAUCGUAUUCAUCUAGUACCUGUACUGCCGUGAGGCUGAGAAUCUCCGAGUGGAGAAUAAAUACAACUCUACCAAAUCUAUAUCAGCUUUCUGGCGCAACCAACAUUCGACGCUUAUUCUUCGGCAUCAGGGCAAGUUUUUGGCAUGCUCCAGAGCAUGCAUGACGAAUUUACGAAAGACCUCGCCGAGGCGCAGGAAGCAGACGCAGCGGACGCUGAUGCUUUUGCGAAAGGAAAGGUGAUCAAAGAAAAGCUCAUUAAAGACGCGAAGGCCGCGAAAGCAAAAAACGAGGCUUCUCUCGUCGAAGCAAAGGAAGAACUUGGUAACAGUAUUAGAAACCUACGACAGGAGAGGAUGACUGUCAAGAUAAUGUUUCAGCUUGAGAAGAGGACACAUUCAAUGUUGUGUUAUGGAAUCAAUCUUGUGUGAUAUCUGGUUUUUCUUCCGAAGUGCUAUACCUGGGUAGAUGCAGACUCAAACAUAGUUAGAGUGCACUUUUUUAUACCCAAUCUACUUCUUGUUCAGGCAACGCGGAGGCGCAGCUAGCUGCUUGCACAGAGACUCUCGACUCAGAGCAGAAAAUGCUCGCGGAGGUGAUCGCGGAUUGUCAGCAAAAUGUCAAGGACUACGAACAGCGCACAGCUGAUCGGGCAGUGGAGAUGAAGGCCGUCGAUACGGCUAUUGCUUUUUUAGAUUCCGAUGAUUAUGAAAAGAUUUUCUGAUACCUAGGGUAAAGGGGGCUAACUAUAACUCGAAACACUCCUGUUAGUCUUGGUCUUCUCGAAGAUGAGUACGAAUCACGGAACUGCUUAUGUAAAAUGGGUGCCUCAUCCACUCUACUGCUUCCAAGGGAAAUGAUUGCUUGUCAGAUACCCUUGCCAGUGGCUCUAAGCUUCGGCGCGUGAUUUGUUCGCAGACACGUUUUCGUUUGUGCAGGAGCGUCUGGGGAACCAGAGUGAGCAGAAGGCGGCAGAGGCGAAAGCACGUCGUGGCAAAGACCUUCUUUCCCAGGUUGGGAAGAAGUGGAAAGACGUGAAAGUGACGAUUUUAGCCCAAAAAGUUCGGGCAGGAGCUUUCGACAAGAUCAUUGUAGCUAUCGAUGAGAUUGUGAAGGAGCUGAAGCUCACAAUCAAAACCGACCAAGCGCAGUUUGACGGCUGCAACGAGUUCAUCAACGCCAAAACAAAACUCGUUCACGAACUGGAAGGUGCUUGUCAUUUCCCGUUGUUCAUCAGUGCUCCUAAAUCUAAAGAAUCUAAAAUAAGACAUUCCGAUAUUUUCAUGAGUUUAGGUGGUAGCAUUCACAUCCGACUAGCUGUGUGGCUCAAAUCCAAGUUUUCCAAAUACUGGCGUUUCCUUUCCUCUCAGGUGAGUUGGAGACGCUCGCCGCGCAAGCAGACACACUGCAGACCGGGAUCGACGAGUUGAAGGCAGCGAUCGCGGCUCUGCAAGAGGACGUCGCUACUGCGACGCAGCAAAUGAAUCAGGCAGCAGAGGAGCGCAAAGAGGCAAGUACGGCCUUCCGAACGGAGCAGGCGAACAACGACGCUGCACUCAAGUUGUUAACGAAGACGAAAGAGGUACUACUUUGUGCUUCAUCAGCUCGGUAACAUAAUGCUUUUAGCGUCGACGUAUAGACUAUUAUUGCUAUUUACUCGGUGGAGCUGUACUUGUAGAAUCCGAUGGAGGUUUAUCAUUUUACUGACAGGCAUGAGUCAGCGUCCUUUCGUGGAUGUUUCUCUGUACGAAGAACUAGAACCAAGCAUAAUCAAAGUGACCACCAGGUACUCGCCGGAGCAUUUACUUCUUCUGACGGCGCUUACACUAGCGCAGCAGCGGGAGCCGCGCUGGUGCAACAAGAGCCGAGUAAGCCUGACGAGUUCAAGCAGUACGAAGUAAACCAAGGUGGCAAUAAGGUCCUCGAGAUGAUUCAGGGCAUCAUGGACGACACCGAGAAAGCCAUGAAAGUUAUGAUGAAAGAGGUAGAGUUAAUACCAUGAUCAGAAACAACACCAAAAGAUGAGAUGGCUCUGCUAGCCUACGGCUACGUAGCAAGUUGGAUAUCUAAGUAGUAAAAUCACUGUACCUAAUCCUACAGUUCUGAGCGACUGGUGACUUUAUUCCAUCCUCUAAACGCAAUGCCCUUACUCAAGAGAACAUGGAGCAAAAGAGCUACGAGGACCUGGUUCACGAUCAAAACGCGUUGAUUGUGUCGUAUCAGAAGCAAAUCUCCGAAAAGGACGGUGAGAUGGCGCAAAAAGAAACCGAGCUCUCGCAGAAUCAAAAGACUACGAAGGCGAUGAAGGAAACCCAUGGGGUAACAGUUAUAUUAAUUAUCAUAGAACGAUUAGCAAUUGAAAUCUUAAACUAAAAUGUAAGCAGUCGCUCUGACUUCUUCUCGACAGAAUUCUUGGUUUCGGUCGUGGGACGAAUACCAUCAUCAACGAAAGAAACUGAUAUACAAAUUUAGACUGAAGACAAAUUUUCGGUGGCACUUCACAAAUGGAGAAACUGCUACCUUGAUCAAAUUUAUGAGUCGGAGCGCGAUGCUAGAGGAGCUUGAGAUUUUGUAAGGUUUUGACAUCCAGCACUAUGCAUAUUUAUUGAAGAUAUUUCUUUCUUACAACUCGGCAGGUCGAGUCAAACCUAUUGUCGGGAAAGAAAGAAGAGUGCGCGUUCAUUCUCGGAAGUAUUGGCGUCCGCAAAGCGCACAUGAAUGGUGAAAUCAAGGCGCUGAAUGACGCCCAGGCCUUCUUGAACAACAUGCAGUAAGAGAAGGUUAUGAAUCCUGACCAAUUAACGUCGAUGGAAAAAUUUUUGAGGCGCCCGUCUGUAUCCGUUUCUCGUCUUCGCUGCGUGGUGAUGAAUGAUAAUACAAUGCUUACGGGGCCUCAACAUGAGAGGUCAUUUGGCAGGUGAUCAGCCGUGGCGGACGUGUGAGACUGUAGCGAUUCAUGCCUGAAGUUGUGUCUAGCCCUACAAGCGCACGUCUUGCAUGGCUGCGUUCCACCGAACGCAGUGGAGGAGCGGUCUGAUGUCAUUUUUCUCUCAUGGCAUGAAGGCAACAGCCUGGGCUGUCCAGGCUCGACUAGUUUGAAACAAAAACAGAAGGAAGCAAUUCGUUGUAGGUCAUAGUUAGUUUAGAUUAUUUUUUUAGGAAGAUAUUAAGGAUACGGUACCUACCUCUACUUGUGCAUGCAUGAUGAAUAAUAGACAGGCCGUCAUUAUCGACCACCUAAGUCAUUUGAUAAUAUUCCUAGGACGAGGUUGCGCUUACCUGUUCUAGGAUGUUUUGAAAAGGUAAAGUAGUACAGCCAAUGAGUGCGCAUUUCUUUUGCUUUGUAGGGAUUCCGAUUCGACUCACACACGCACAUAGUUGCAGAUCAUCUAGAAUCAUGGGUCAUUUGUAUCUAUCUGUCUGGUACAGCUUGAACAGGUGCAUACCCAGUUGUCAAAUAGCAAUGUACAUCUGAAUGAUGGAGCGCCCAGCCACACCAUUUUUCGUUUUGGAUUAUAAUUUUUGCCGAUUCAGAUUCACCUUCACGGAAAUGCAUCCGAGCACUAGAAUUCGAUAUCUAAUAGUACGUAGUUAAUCGUCCAUGGAAGCAUUAAUUCCUGCAUCUUUUUGUAAGCAGUUUCGGGGCAAUGUUGCACAAUUAUCUUAAUCUUAGUUUUUUCCUCUCCAACCAACGAAUCAAUCACACGUCUCAAUAACAUCACACUCGGCACGCUUCUCAUUAUUAUUUUUCACGUCUUGGGCACACUUAACUUAAUAUCCUGAUUUCACAGCUCGUCUCUAUUGUCUUGACUGGCAACAGACAAAAUCAAAAUACUUGCUUUUCGGUCUGUAUUUAUUUAGUUGAUUUUUUGGCGACUUUUCGGUAUGAUGAUUUCUUUGGUACAUCGUUGGGAACGAGGGAAGCAC
Messenger RNA from Amoebophrya sp. A25, 5553 nucleotides. The record is from the annotation of a GenBank genome assembly. Lineage: Eukaryota; Dinophyceae; Syndiniales; Amoebophryaceae.